Molecule: messenger RNA, 921 nt
Organism: Ceratotherium simum simum (southern white rhinoceros)
Lineage: Eukaryota; Metazoa; Chordata; Mammalia; Perissodactyla; Rhinocerotidae
Source: RefSeq, a predicted model, not a curated record
AUGGACUUGUUGACCAGCUGGUCAGGGAGACUGUCAAAUCCAACAUGGCCAGAAAGGGACAAGUUUCGAAGCUCUUCAUUAGAUGGUCUCCCCACGGCCACGGCCAUCGCGGCUGCGGCUGCGGCUCCGGCUGCGCCCGGGCGCUCUCCGCCAACACUAGCUGCUGCUCCGGCUCCGGCUCGCCUCCCCCGCGGCUCGCUCCCGGCUGCGCUCUGCUCGCGCCCGACUCCCGCUCGCAGCCAGCAGCAUCUGCUCCCCCCACGCCGCCGCCCCUCCCGCUUUAUUAGAGCAACAUGGCCACCCGCCUGGAAGGGACCAUUUGCUUCCCCAGGAAGGGGUGUGAGCCUGCGCGCCAGGGCUGAGGCGGUGGGAGGGAGGCUGGUGGGCGGGCCUUCAGCCGGGGUCCACAAGCUCAGGCCGCAGGGCUCGCCCUCCCCGAAUGUUGCGGUCGGCCCCAAAGGACCCUCUCCGGUGCCACCGAGACGCCCCCAGCCUGCGCACUGGCCGCUACCCCCCGUUCCACCACGUGCUGGAGUCCGAGUAAAAGCCUGGGCGCGGAGGUCCCAGCCCAGGGUCGCGCCACGCGCUUCGCGAAGCGGGCAGCUAGAGUGCCUUUGGAGAGGGGGAAGGGACUCGGGCAAGACAGGUCCGCGGGGACAGCAUCUCGCGGAAAGUUAGCCCCGGGCAAGCAUGCCCCACCCGGAGGAACCGGCUUGCAAGGGGUGCGGGCCACCAGGAGUGGGCGACCGAAGUGGGGCUGGGCAGACCCCACGAAGGAAGAGUUGCUCCUCCACAAUUCUCUUCAUAAAGCAGAGAGACUAAAAGGCAGGCAGCUGGAAGCUGUCACUGUAGCGUGCGGCCGGGUAGGGGACCACAGUGGAGAGGAAGAGGCCGUAGUAGUCGCUGCUGGGGACGACCAAC